CAUUAUGUCUAUCAACUUUUUGCAAGAACAUUUUGCAAUAUAAAGCGAUUAUAUUAUAAGUUCAAGCCAGUGGCUUGCUAAGCAAAGUGCAGAACAGACCAUAAAGAUGAAGUUUGCCGUCUUUCUUUGCGUCCUAGCUUUGCUGGUCAUUGCAGAAGGGCGCCGGAAAAAACAUCACCAUAAAAAAUUCCCAUGGUUUGCGGGAUAUCGUCCGGGCUACUACCGUUUUGGUUAUAACAGGGGACUCCUAAGCAAUGGAUAUCUAGGAGGUGGAGGUGGUGGCGGUGGCAUUUACUCCUACGAUCCCUAUAUCGGCGAUAUAGCAGGCGGUGGUGGACUUGCUGGUAGCGCUGGACUUGCAGGUGGUAUUGGAUUUUCAGGCGGCGAUGGAUUUGCUGGCGGCAUUGGACUUUCAGGCGGCAAUGGUUUUACGGGCGGCUUUGGAUAUUCAGGCGGCGCUGGACUUUCAGGUGGUGGUAUGUCCUAUAGUGGAGGAGAUGAUGGAUUUGGAGGCGUUGAUGGUGGUUACUCUGGAUAUUCCUUUGGUGGAGACAUUGGUGGAAUAGGUAGUGGUUUAGCUGGUGGAGCCGCCGGAGGUUUGAUUGGUGGAGCCGGUGGUAUUGGAGGUCGUAGUUACAUGGGUAGAAGGACAUUCACACAUUGGCAGUACAACAGGUGCAAAUGUCAGAAGAAAUGUCCAUGGAAUAAGAGAUACAUCGGAAGAUGUAACCUUUGCAAAAAAUGCAAAAGACUUGUAAUGUGUUGCAUGUUUGCAAGACCCAAAUGGGGUUCAUGGAAUGGAUAAAUAUACUGACUAGUUGAUAUUCCACAACAAAGAAUACGAAAACCCGACAUGGAAACCCGACUUGAACUUGACAUGUAAAUAAUUGCAAAACAAUAAAAGCUUUACAUUGCAAGUUAAA
Messenger RNA from Ruditapes philippinarum (Manila clam), 923 nucleotides. RefSeq lists its product as uncharacterized. The record is from RefSeq and is a predicted model, not a curated record. NCBI's taxonomy places the organism in Eukaryota, Metazoa, Mollusca, Bivalvia, Venerida, Veneridae. Bases 107 to 805 code for a protein of 232 amino acids. The transcript is spliced from 3 exons.